AUGGUGCGCAUCGCUGUCAUCCGCAUCCCCUCAUCGGCACCUUGUCCUCCGCGAAGCCUGCCCACGUGGCUCCAGGAGUUCGGCUUCGAGGGGGAGAAGAUCCUCGGAAGUGAGCUGCAGGUCAAGCAGAAUGCGCGCUUGGCUCGGGCACUGAAGCGCUUGGCGGGAGAGCUGUAUGGGAGCGACGUGCACUGGCAGCUCGAGCUGUUGCAGAACGCCGACGACAACUCCUACCAGACCGGGACGGUGCCGACUGCGGAGUUCCUGCUGAGAGCUUCAGAAGGUGGUGAGGUCAUCUUCCGCUGCAACGAGACCGGAUUUCGCGAAGCAGAUAUCCGAGCGAUCUGUGACAUUGGCAACUCGUCGAAGGUCGGUGUUGCCAAAUACGGCCCCGGCGGUCGUGUCGUUGCCACUGGUGAGAAAGGCCUUGGCUUCAAGGCAGUUUUCACCCUGACGGACCGCCCACGCCUUUUCUCCGGACCUUACCGCUUGGAGUUU
This is a messenger RNA of Symbiodinium necroappetens, 498 nucleotides long. The record is from the annotation of a GenBank genome assembly. Lineage: Eukaryota; Dinophyceae; Suessiales; Symbiodiniaceae.